Ambispora leptoticha is the source of this 2349-nucleotide messenger RNA. The record is from the annotation of a GenBank genome assembly. NCBI's taxonomy places the organism in Eukaryota, Fungi, Glomeromycota, Glomeromycetes, Archaeosporales, Ambisporaceae.
AUGGCAGAACCGACGAUACGACAAACUACCAAUCUGUCCAUACAUACUUCUCGUGACUCUUUAGAGCAUAAAAAAUGGUCUCCGUUACCUGAGAAAGAAGAAACCUCAAUUUCUAGUUUAGCGUUACCUUUCCCGCCACCUUUAACUCGUGAGAUGUUCGCAGCUGCUGAUUUUAACUGUGAUAAAUUUCUCGCAAAUCGGCGGCACUUGCCUCUUGAUGAACUAAAACGUGAACUAAAUGCACAUUUAAAGAGUCUGAAAAAUGAAUUAGUUGAAAUGAUCAAUAGAGAUUAUGCGAGCUUUGUUGAUUUAUCAACGAAUUUGAAAGGAGUUGAUAAGCAAGUUCGUUUCACACUUCAGGAGGUGGUAGACUCCCUAGAACAAAAAUUGGCUCAUCGCGCUUCAAUUCGUGAAAAAAAGGCAUGUUUACAACUCUUUAUAAACAUCUAUGAAUCAGUGCGCAAAGUGGAGGCAUUGUUACUUAUCAAUAGUGACAAUAGUGUUGCUAAUAGUGUCAAACAGAUUGAACGUGUUGCCAUUGAAUAUAAUCAAAUGCAAUAUCUUGUUAACAAAGGCAAAGGGUUGCCAUUUGUGGCAAAUAUUGAUUGGCGAAUAACGAGAAUAAAAGACACUCUUCGCGCAAAUUUAACUGCUGCGUUACGAUCAGCAUUACAUCCAAUGAAACUUGAAGCAAACUACGCUUCUUCAAAGGACACGUUAACUCAGAUAUUACGUACAUAUGCAUUGAUUGAUCAGACUAAAGCAGCUGAAGAAGUUAUACGUGAAGAAUUAGUUAAACCUUUUGUUCAAGUGACGGUUACGCGACAAUUCCUAGAAAAACCCCCUCAACCAAUCUUGAUUCAUUCCGCUAAUAUCGAACCACUUUCUCAAUUCAUAUCUUCUCCUACUUCAAGAACUUUUGCGCCACAUGCCGUUCUUUCGUCCUCUAAAGAUCCAUUGGCUAUUAUGUAUAAUAAAGUGCUUGGCUUUAUCAGCAAUGACUGUUUCCUGCUUCUCGAAAUUACUCGUAAGGUUCUUAAGGGAACAAGUUAUGAGAUAUUGGUCAAUUCUGUUUGGGUAGAAGUCAUGGAGUCGAUAAUGAAAAAAUUGUUGUUUAUUUUUAAUCCUGGAAAUCCUAAUGUGUUUCAUAAGAACUAUACAAUAUCAAUGAACUUUGUAUCAAGUAUUGAGAACAUGUGUUAUUCUAAAAAGACACUAAUAUAUCUACGAACGCAUCCCACUUAUUUGGAAUUUAUAAAGAGAUGGCAACUAGCAGUCUAUUUUCAACUACGUUUCAGAGAAAUAUCUUUACAAGUUGAAAAUACUUUGAGUUUGGGAUUGAUAAUGUUAAAUGAAGCAAACAAUGAAUCACAUGAUUCAUCAUCUGAAAUAAAGCUAUCAGCUACAAAAUCAAUUAUUGCAGCCAUAGAACGGUGUUGGUCCGCUGACGUGUUCGUCUACGGGCUAUCGCAUCGUUUUUGGAAACUAACAUUGCAGCUAAUACAACGAUACAAGAAUUGGUUGUCAUCAAUGAUUGGCGAUUUAGGGGAUUCUAAUUCAUCAACUAGUGAAAAGCCAUUGACUCCCGCCACGAUAAAUUCUUCGUCGAAUCGGACAUUAUCCAGUAGUUCAACGCCAAGCGCUGUUUCGACUAGUGAAGCACUAGAGGAACAGUUAUUGAACCAGUUGACUGUGAUUACUUUUGAUAUCGAAAAUUUUAUUACAAAGAUAAGGCAAUUUUUUCGAGAAGUAAUUAUGAUUCAGUUACCACCGCAGAUGAUGGACGAGCCAUUAAUAGAAGAGAGCAUCAAAAUCUCUCUAUUAUCAAUUCAAUCCGAUAUACCGGAAAUUAGUCGUACAGUGACCACUAUACUAAUCAAGCGUUGUGCGGAAUAUUUACGACAAACGCGAGGAAUAAUCACCCAAUAUCGAUACAAGAACAGAGAACCACCCACAGAAUUCUCGUAUUUUGUACCUACAAUAAUGAAACCACUUGUCAUGUUUUGUGAUUUGAAUCAACACACAUUGACAGAAUCACGUCGAAGAGAAUGGAAUUUGAUGGUUGCUGAAGGUGUCACAAUGCGAUACUACAAGAACGUAAGUGAAACACUCGCAACAUUCAAAAGAACUGAAGAAAGUCACAAAUUCAAAAGGAAUCGCGUUGCUGGAAAUAAUAAUGACGCCUCAGCAUCUAUGAAUGAUGAAGAUAAGAUGAGAUUACAAAUCUUUUUGGAUGUAAAACAGUUUGGUAAAGAGUUGGAAAAUUUAGGAAUUGUGCUUGCAGAUGUUGCAAGUUAUGCAGAGCUGUUCAAAGUUGUCGAGCCUUAUGAGACAAUUGGAAGACAAUAA